Messenger RNA from Ochotona princeps (American pika), 1819 nucleotides. RefSeq names its product ATP-dependent RNA helicase DDX19B. Gene Ontology annotation, molecular function: ATP binding; RNA binding; RNA helicase activity. NCBI's taxonomy places the organism in Eukaryota, Metazoa, Chordata, Mammalia, Lagomorpha, Ochotonidae. The transcript is spliced from 12 exons. The coding region runs from base 14 to 1576 and encodes 520 amino acids. Gene Ontology annotation, cellular component: nucleus; cytoplasmic stress granule. Gene Ontology annotation, biological process: poly(A)+ mRNA export from nucleus. The record is from RefSeq and is a predicted model, not a curated record.
CCGGCUUUAGGGGAUGAGUUCCCCCUCGACGGGACCGGGGCCUGAGCAGGUUGUGCUACGACGCCCCGGAGCUCACGGACGCGUCGCCCCUGCAAGCCAAUCCACUAGAUCGAGGGUCCCACCUGCGCCCGGGACCAUGGCCACCGACUCGUGGGCCCUGGCGGUGGAUGAGCAGGAAGCGGCGGCUGAAUCGUUGAGCAACUUGCAUCUUAAGGACGAGAAAAUCAAACCAGAUGCCAAUGGUGCUGUUGUCAGAACUACUGCAAAUACAGAGAACCCAGAUGAAGAAGAGAAAGAGGACAGAGCUGCCCAGUCCUUGCUCAACAAGCUGAUCAGAAGCAACCUUGUGGAUAACACAAACCAAGUGGAAGUCCUGCAGCGGGACCCCAACUCCCCCCUGUACUCAGUGAAGUCCUUUGAGGAGCUCCGGCUGAAGCCACAGCUACUGCAGGGAGUCUAUGCCAUGGGCUUCAACCGUCCAUCCAAGAUCCAGGAGAAUGCUUUGCCUUUGAUGCUUGCUGAACCCCCACAGAAUUUAAUUGCCCAGUCUCAAUCCGGAACUGGUAAAACAGCUGCCUUUGUAUUGGCCAUGCUCAGCCAAGUAGAACCUGCAAACAAAUAUCCACAGUGUCUCUGCCUGUCCCCCACAUAUGAACUUGCACUUCAAACGGGAAAAGUGAUUGAGCAGAUGGGCAGAUUUUACCCUGAGCUGAAGCUAGCCUAUGCUGUUCGUGGCAAUAAAUUGGAAAGAGGGCAGAAGAUCAGUGAGCAGAUUGUGAUUGGCACCCCAGGGACCGUCCUGGACUGGUGCUCCAAACUCAAGUUCAUUGACCCCAAGAAGAUUAAGGUGUUUGUUCUGGACGAGGCUGACGUGAUGAUAGCCACGCAGGGCCACCAGGAUCAGAGCAUCCGCAUCCAGAGGAUGCUGCCCAGGAACUGCCAGAUGCUCCUUUUCUCUGCCACCUUUGAAGACUCGGUGUGGAAGUUUGCCCAGAAGGUGGUCCCGGACCCAAAUGUGAUCAAACUGAAGCGCGAGGAGGAGACACUGGACACCAUCAAGCAGUACUACGUUCUGUGCAGCAACAGAGAUGAGAAGUUCCAGGCCUUGUGCAACCUGUACGGGGCCAUCACCAUCGCUCAGGCCAUGAUCUUCUGCCACACCCGCAAAACAGCCAGCUGGCUGGCAGCAGAGCUCUCAAAAGAAGGCCACCAGGUGGCCCUGCUGAGUGGCGAAAUGGUGGUGGAGCAGAGGGCAGCUGUGAUUGAGCGCUUCCGAGAAGGCAAAGAGAAGGUUCUGGUGACCACCAAUGUGUGUGCCCGUGGUAUCGACGUUGAGCAGGUGUCUGUCGUCAUCAACUUUGAUCUUCCCGUGGACAAGGAUGGGAACCCGGACAACGAGACCUACCUGCACCGGAUUGGGCGCACGGGCCGCUUUGGCAAGAGGGGCCUGGCCGUGAACAUGGUUGAUAGCAAGCACAGCAUGAACAUCCUGAACCGAAUCCAGGAGCAUUUCAAUAAGAAGAUAGAAAGAUUGGACACAGAUGAUUUGGACGAGAUAGAGAAAAUAGCCAACUGAGAAGCUCCACCUGUCCCUGGUGCCCGCCCUUGGCACAGCCCCUGCCUAGGAGACAAGAGCUGUCACACCUGGCCUUGAUAGUCACCAAGAAGACAGCGCGUGAUGAGAGAAACUACCUACCUCACUUUAAAUUACGUUUGGACUUGACAAAUUUUGUGCAAAUGCUGGGGGAUGGUAGAAAAUAUUGUUGACAAAAGUCUGGUGAUUAGGCAUGAAUACACAGAAAUUUACCUUUUGCAAAUU